Closterium sp. Yama58-4 is the source of this 897-nucleotide messenger RNA. NCBI's taxonomy places the organism in Eukaryota, Viridiplantae, Streptophyta, Zygnematophyceae, Desmidiales, Closteriaceae. The record is from the annotation of a GenBank genome assembly.
AUGCGCCGCGCACAGCUAUUCCCCGUGACCCUGUGCUGGCGCGCGCUCGCGGUGGCGCUGGUGCUGGCGGGGACCGCGGGGGUGGCAAUUGGGAGGGCGGCGGGGCGCGAGGGAGCAGCGGAUACGUGGCAAUGGGGGGCAAAUGGGGGAGACGUGCGGGCGGGUUUGAAACAGCAGGAUUUUGCUGCUGCUGCUGCUGCUGCUGCUGACCGUGCUUCUGCUGACCGCGCUUCUGCUGACCGUGCUUCUGCUGACCAUGCUUCUGCUGACCGUGCUUCUGCUGACCGUGCUUCGGUUGGCGAUGCUGCUGCUGGAAACGCUGCUGAGAACACACGCGAGGAAACAGCAGCGGCCAGCAGCACUGGCGGUUCUGAUCGUGCCGUCCAUCGGGUGCUAGCGGCAGGUAGUGCGGUCGAGGCAGCAUCACCGUCACUACCACUGCCGUCACCCACACUACCGUCACCCUUGCUGGAACAACCGGUGCAGCAAGCCAGCAGCCUCCCACCAGAGUGCAGGGACGGCAGUGCUGCAGCAGCAGUGACAGUGGAGACAGUCCGCUAUGACUUUCUCUUUCCAGUCUCCACGUUAUUCAUUGAACUCUACCCGUACGAGGUCAUACUGAGCAACACGUGUGGGCAGCGAGCCAUUGCUGCACUGAGCAUCAGCAUGCAGGGUGUGGAUCAACGCUCCUACCUGCUCAUGCCACGCCUCCUGCCCACACAACGCGACUCUCUCCAAGCCAUAACUAUCUACAAGGUACUCCCUCCAUUGGGUGCGCCUGAUGGUGCCAUGAUCAUCCCACCAGGGGGUUCCUUCAAGUUCACUAGCACGGUUGUGCCGAGCCUCGCCCUCUCUAUCUCUGUUUACAGUGCCACAUUUUCCCCCUUGCAAUUGUAG